Oppiella nova is the source of this 651-nucleotide messenger RNA. Lineage: Eukaryota; Metazoa; Arthropoda; Arachnida; Sarcoptiformes; Oppiidae. The record is from the annotation of a GenBank genome assembly.
AUCGACUUAUUAGCGGGUGUAGUACGUAACGAGGGCUCAUCGUUUGUCCCAUGGGUUGUCAAACAUCCGCUUAAUAUAACUGUCGAAGACUUUACUAAUGGUGUUCAAGAAUUAGAUCUCAUUUUCCAUGGGGUAGACGUCAAAAAGGUGACCGACUUUUACCUGCAAAACGUCAACACCAGUAGUCCGGUGGCGAUGCACUGGGCUGUGGGCGACCUUGUCGGGGAUUUAGUCCUCAAGUGUCCGACAUAUCUGUUCGCCAAACAGUUUGCCAUAACUGUGAAGGAGUGGCAAAGGGUUUACUUUUAUGAACUCCUUUAUGGAAGUAAAAGAUUUUCUCAAAUCAUUAGUUGCGAUCAGAAAACUGAAGGAAUCUGUCAUUCGGAGGACAUACCGUUUGUAUUUGGUUUACCCUAUAUUCACGAGAAGGACUACGAACCCGAGGAUAUGUUUUUCAGUCGAGAAGUCAUGAAAAUGUGGACUAAGUUUGCGAAAGACGGACAUCAAGACCAGGAAUGGCCGCAAUUACUGAAUAACGAUGGCGUGGAUGGCGUUCCCCUUGUGAAAGGUCUGGACCCGACAAAUAUGAUACUCGUAUUGAGUGAUCCCUUUCACCGCAUAUGUGAUGGCAUUUGGAGCACAUAUUUCUUG